Messenger RNA from Emiliania huxleyi CCMP1516, 2097 nucleotides. RefSeq lists its product as hypothetical. Bases 1 to 2097 code for a protein of 698 amino acids. The transcript is spliced from 12 exons. Gene Ontology annotation, biological process: phosphatidylinositol metabolic process. NCBI's taxonomy places the organism in Eukaryota, Haptophyta, Isochrysidales, Noelaerhabdaceae. The record is from RefSeq and is a predicted model, not a curated record. Gene Ontology annotation, molecular function: phosphatidylinositol kinase activity.
AUGCCAGCCACCAGCCCGCUCAUACCGUGCUCCCAGCUCCCUCGCACCGCCGGCUAUGACUCGUGCCUCGACUUUGCGACCACUGGCCUCGGCGCCUGCGACAGCCUCAACAUGAGCGCAAUGGCGGCGUCCGGAGACGACGUCUUCAACUGCGGCUGCGUCGCGCUGGUCGGCAGCGGCCCCGCGCAGGCGAUGGCGGUGGCCGAGAUUGACCGCUGGGAGCGGAGGCAGGCGGUCGUGCAGUUCAGCCUCGCCGCCCUCUCCUGCGUGUGCGGGACAGCCUACCUGGUCGCGGCAGCCUCGUCGAGGGCCAAGCGGCUGCGGCGCUUCCCGGCGAGCCUUGCAUACUGCAUGCACCUCUCAGACCUGGUCAAGUCAGUGCCGCUCUGCCUCGUCGCCGCGCUCCGCUUGCUGCACGACACGGGCGCGGGACACGUCCACGACACGGGCGCGGGAGACGUCCAUGACGAAGCGGCGGGUAGUGAGCCGCUGGCGUGGGCCGGCCUCGUCGGCUCCGUCUCCUACUACCUCGCCCUCGCUCACAACUUCCACCGCACCGUCGCCGACCCCUUCACCCGCCCCGCGUCGCGCGCGCUGAGGUACCACGCCGCCUGCUGCUGCGCGGUGCUGCUCCUCUCCGCAACCUACCUGGCUCCCCCAGAGGCGGGAGAGGCUUUCGGCCACGGCUUCCGCGCCGCCUUCCUCGCCUGCUGGCACGUGGCUGAUGGCGCUCGCUCUGGAGCAUCGCUGCGGGCGCUGCUCGGCGACGCGCGGUUCGCACAGCUGCGGCAGGGCGGGGCGGUGGUGCGCGUCUUCUUCCUCUACUGGGUCGUCACGGCGACGCUCUUCGUCGCAAGCUGGCUGCUCGCCGGCGCGCCGUGGCGGCCGCAGAGCGAGUGCGAUUUCGAGUCUCUCACACUGCGGUCCCACUUUGGCGGCGGGGCCGAGGGAGCGUCCUCGAUGUGCGGCGUGGCGGCGGCGCUGCAGGCCGCCUUCUCGUCGAUGAUGUGCGCGGGGGGGGCGAUCAACUCGUUGGCUGGCUUCUGGGCGUGGAGGAAGGCGGCGGUGUGCGAGGUGGACGAGGUCGAGCUGCCGCCCGACAGCGGGGCCGCCGAGCCCGCGGCCGCGGAUCGCUGGCUCGGGAGGUACAGCGGCGGCCCGCGAGGCCGAGUCACCUUCCGCGAGUACGCGCCGCGGACCAUGCAGUGGCUGCGCUCGCGCGUCUUCGGUGUCGAGGCAGAGGCGUACGCGACGGCGAUGGCGGGGUCGCUCGAGGGCGGCGUCGAGCUGUCGCUCGCGCGCAGCUUCUCCGAGGGGCGCGGCGGAGGCUUCUUCUUCUUCUCGGCCGACGGCCGCUACUUGGCCAAGUCGAUGACGCGCGCAGAGCACCACGCGCUGCUGCAGCUGCUGCCGCAGUACUGCCGCCACAUGCAGAGCCAGCCUCGCUCGCUGCUCUCCCGCCUCUCGGGAUGCUACUCGAUCACCAUGUACGGGCAGACAAAGUUCUUCCACGUGCGGCCGGGCCCCCGCCUUAGCGAAAAAACCCCCAAGGACUCGGACUGGCCCGCCUCGCGGCUGCUGCGGCUCGAGCCGCAAGCAAAGGCGGCCCUGCUGCGGCAGGGGGACCCGUUUCAUGACACGUUCGGAGACAUUGUCCCUGUGGGUGGAUGGGACUCCUUCGUUGCUACGGGGCCGUCCGCCUUCACGGCCGCCACCUUUGAGGGCCCUGGCCUGUACGCGCUCGGCAUGAUCGACCUGCUGACGAGGUGGACGCUUGCCAAGCGGCUCGAGCGGUGGUGCAAGGUGCUGCUGCGCUGCCGCUGCGCCGCCGACGUGCGGGGCGGGAUGAGCGCCGUCGAGCCGGGCGAGUACGCGAGGCGCUUCCACCGGAUGGUGGGGGGCAAGCUGCUCGGGCUGCCGCCAGAGGCGGUGGAGGCGGACUGGGAGGCGGGGGCGCGGGAGGGGCGGGGAGGCGGUGGCUAUUCGCGCGCGCCGCUCAUCGCCGCUCUAUACGCCUGCCCGUUCGUUCUCGCCGAGAAGGCGCUCGGAACGCCCAAUUUGGCCUCGCGCGGCCAUCAGACAGGCGUGUGGCUUUGA